This is a messenger RNA of Gadus macrocephalus (Pacific cod), 5812 nucleotides long. RefSeq names its product sterol regulatory element binding transcription factor 2 (gene srebf2). Bases 204 to 3722 code for a protein of 1172 amino acids. The transcript is spliced from 18 exons. The record is from RefSeq and is a predicted model, not a curated record. Gene Ontology annotation, biological process: positive regulation of cholesterol storage; positive regulation of transcription by RNA polymerase II. Gene Ontology annotation, molecular function: DNA-binding transcription factor activity, RNA polymerase II-specific; protein dimerization activity; RNA polymerase II cis-regulatory region sequence-specific DNA binding. NCBI's taxonomy places the organism in Eukaryota, Metazoa, Chordata, Actinopteri, Gadiformes, Gadidae. Gene Ontology annotation, cellular component: nucleus.
ACAGAGUCUGUUUGUGAAUGACGUAAUGGGCGAAAAUCAAGAUGGCCACCGUUUACUGGUAGUCUGUUGACCAGAAUUGAGCCGUGUCCCUUUCGCAGUGUCAGUGAUGUGAUGCAAGUGUUUUCUUGAAAGAUCCCGUGGAUAAGAUAAGUGUGUGCUAGGGUCGCCAACCCUGCGAUUUAUUCCCCGCUUCAGUGGUUGGAAUGGACGGCGGGGAGUUUAUCUCCACCAUGGAGAACAUGGACUCCAGUUUAGCGGAAUUGGGGGAUGAAUUCACCCUGGGAGACAUCGACGAGAUGCUGCAGUUUGUCAGUAACCAGGUGGGCGACUUCCCUGAGCUGUUUGACGACCAGAUGAACACCACUGGCCCCCUGCAGACCGCCCCGACCCCCCAGCGCCCGGUCCCCAAGACCCCCAGCGCCCCCCAGACCCCCACCCAGGCCGUGUACCAGAACACCAGUGUGGGCCUGGCCCCGUCCCAGUCGCUGAACCCCCAGUCCCUUCCGCUCACCCCGCCGCUCACCCCGGUCCAGACCGUCUCCGUGGUGGCCUCCGGCGGGCAGCCACAGCAGGUCACACGCACCCCCCCGCUGCUCCAGCCCAGGCCCCACCCCCUGCAGUCCAUCCAGCCCCAGCCCCAGCCCCAGGUCCAGGUGCACUCCCAGGGGAUCCCCAUGCAGACCCAGAGCUUCCCGGUUCACACGCUGGUCCAGACCCAGUGCCAGACCCCCAUGCCCAUCCAGACCCAGGCGCCGCAGACGGUCAUGAUCACCAGCAGCGGCGGCCAAUCACGGUUCAUCCAGAACCCGCUCAUCUGCCACCAGAGCCCCGCCCAUAGUUUCCAAGUCCUGCAGCCUCAGAUGCAGAGCAUCAUGACUCCACAGCUUCAGCCAAUGACCAUCCAGCACCAGAGGGUCCUCACGCCCACUACUGUCCACACCAUGCAACAGCAGAUGCAGCAGGUUCUGGUCCAGCAGCCUCAGAUCUUGAAGACGGACUCUCUGGUUCUGACCACCCUGAAGGCCGACGGGACGCAGGUUCUGUCCACCGUCCAGAACCCCGGCGGCAUCGCCACCCUCACCACCCCCCUCCAGACCACGUCACUGCAGGUACGGAGCCACGAGCACACGCCGUUUCCCCCCUUUCCUCCAAGCUCGAGACGUAACGGGGCCGUCUUCUCCUCCUCUCAGACGCUCAUGGGCAGCAACAUUCUCACCACGCUCCCCGUCAUGAUGGGCGGCGGGGACAAGCUGCCGAUCAAGCAGUUGCAGUCGAGCUCCGCCCACUGCGGCGGCGGCGGCUCCAGAUUCGGCGGGGAGCAGAUCCAGACCAUGAUGGGCACGGUCAUCCAGGGGGGCGUGGUCAAGGAGGGGGAGAGGCGCACGACCCACAACAUCAUCGAGAAGCGCUACCGCUCGUCCAUCAACGACAAGAUCCUGGAGCUCCGCGACCUCGUCAUGGGCAACGAUGCUAAGAUGCACAAGUCUGGCAUUCUGCGGAAGGCCAUCGACUACAUCAAAUACCUGCAGCAGACCAAUCACAGGCUGCGUCAGGAGAACCUCGCCCUGAAGAUGGGCAAUCAGAAAAACAAAGGUGUGGUCUUGUCAGAGGACGUGGACCUCAAACAGGAAGUGGUUAUGAUGUCACCUCCCGCAUCGGACUCUGGCUCCAGCUCACCCCAGUUCUCCCCCUACUGUGUGGACUCUGAACCUGGGAGCCCCUUACUGGACCAUGAGCUGAUGAAGAACGAGCCGGACUCGCCCUCCUCCGUCGGGGUGAUGGACGCGUCGCGCCUCCUGCUGUGCGCGCUCACCUUCUUCUGCCUGUCCCUCAACCCCCUUCCCUCCCUGCUGGGGCCCCCCGGCCCCGGGGCCGGCCUGGGGCCCACACACGGACCCUCCCGGAGCCUCACCUGGCUCCCCCCACACACUCAGAACCUCGCGUCGUGGCUGCGCUGCGUGUUGCCGUGGGUGAUGGUGUGGGUGCUGAGCGGGGUGGGGGCCGUGUGGGGCUGCGUGAGGGUGCUGAACCUCUGGGAGCCCGUCACCCCCCUGCACUCCCCCAGGUCCGUCUCCUUCUGGAGGCACCGCAAGCAGGCCGACCUCCACCUGCACCGGGGAGACUACACGGCCGCACUGGGCAGCCUGGAGACCUGUCUGUCGGUGCUGAGCCGGGCGCUGCCCUCCUCCCGCCUGGACCUGCUGUGCUCCCUGUCCUGGAACCUGGUGCGCUACGGCCUGCACCGCCGCACCCCGCUGGGCUGGCUGGUGCACCAGGUGGGGGGCAAGCUGGAGGGGGAGGAGGCCCGCACCAGCGCCAGGGACGCCGCGCUCGUCUACCACAAGCUCAGCCAGCUCCAGCUCACCGGGAAGCUGCCCCAGCGCAGCAGCCUCUGGGCCCUCUCUCUGUCUCUGAGCGCCGUCAACCUGAGCGAGAGCGCCCUGGGAAACAUGGCCCCCGCCCAGCUGGCCCACAUCUACGUUACCGCGGCAACAGCCCUGAGAUGUGUGCUGGGACACCACCUCUCCUGCCUACCGGGUUACCUGUUGAGCUGUGCCGAAGGCCUGGCCAACCAAUCAGAGCCCAAGCCCUUCCUCGACGGCCUGCGCUGGCUCUUCACCCCAUUGGGCAGGCAGUUCUUCCUGAGCUGUGAUUGGUCUGUGAAGUCGAAGGACUGCGACGGGCUCUACAGCAGCCAGAGAGACACCGCCGACCCUCUGGGCCUACUCCACCGCUGCUUCUGUGAGAAGCUUCUGGAAAGGACGGUUCUCUCUCUGAUCCAGCCGCACAGCGAGCCUGCAGGGGAGUUCUGCAGUGCGUUGGAGUUCCUGCAGCUAUUGGACCGUUGCACUGAGGACCCGCCCUCUUCGGCCCCCUCCUUCCCCGCGCCAGCCAAUCACAGCAGCACGCCAGUCACAGACCCCGUCUGCCGUUGGUGGGCGUCGGCCCUCAAGGCUGCUGUCCAUUGGCUGAAGGGUGAUGAUGUCAUCGUGAGGUCACUGCUGGCUGAGGUGGAGCGGAUGCCCCGUGCCCUACACAACCUGGACCAUCCCCUCCCCCGGGCGGUGCAUGUGUUGUGCAAGGCGGUGCAGCAGAGUCUCUGUGUCCAGAAGGGGGAGGUCUGUCGUCUGGCUCUGUGUGACCGCGCUGGAGGCCUACUCUCCUCGUCCCUCUCCAUCCCCCCCAGUAGCACCACCCACUGGCUCAACACGGGGGUGGAGCUCCUGGUGUGUGACCUCCUCUUGACCCUGCGGACCACCCUAUGGCAGCGAGGGGGCGGCGGCACCAACGGAGAGCCCGGCCCCGCCCCUGCAUCGCAAUUGGCCGGUUUCCAGAGGGACCUGAGUGCGCUCCGGAGGCUGGGACAAAGCUACAGGCAGGCCCAACACAAGGUGUUCCUUCAUGAGACCACCGUGCGCUUGAUGGCGGGGGCUAGUCCCACCCGGACCCACCAGCUGCUGGAGCACAGCCUCCGCCGAAGGACACACACUCCUUACACUACGGAAGGGGGGUGUGUCCUGGGGGAGAGGGAGAGGGCGCAUGCUAUCUUGCUAGCCUGUAGGCACCUCCCCCUGCCGCUGCUGGCUCCACCUGGCCAGCGAGCCCGUCUGCUGGCCGAAGCCAAGCGCACCCUGGAGAGAGUGGGGGACCGGCGAUCGCUGCAGGACUGCCAGCAGAUCCUUCUGAGGCUCGGAGGGGGCACCAGCAUGGCGGCCUCCUGAUAGAGCUCCGCCUGGGGGCCUAGAGCCUCUGGUGGAGCUCCGCCUGGGAGACUAGAGCCUCUGGUGGAGCUCCGCUUAGGAGACUAGAGCCUCUGGUGGAGCGCCACCUGAGAGACUAGAGCCUCUGGUGGAGCUCCGCCUGGGGGCCUAGAGCCUUUGGUGGAGCUCCGCCUGGGAGCCUAGAGCCUCUGGUGGAGCUCCGUCUGGGGGCCUAGAGUCUUUUGAUGGAGCCCUGCUUAGGGGCCUAGCACCUCCUGGUGGAGCCAGCCUAGGGGCCUAGUCUUCUGGUGGAACUCUGCUUAGGGGCCUAGAGUCUCCCGACAGAGCUCUGUCGGGGCCCUGCCACACUCACACACAUAAUGGAUACACACAUGCACACACACACACACACACACACACACACAGGCACACACAAAUGCGCGUGUACAACUAAACAGGCUGUUGAGGAGAGGUUCCCAGUAGGAAGGCUAUCGCUGAGUUUGCAUUGUUAUUAACAUUACCAUAGCUCAAGGGAAGUAUGACGAAUUUGGCCUCAAAGGGAAAGGGGGAGGGAGUGUGUAGUGGUAUAGUGUAGUGGUGCAGUGUCUAGUCCUGUCUACCUCAAACACUGAAGCACCAUUCUGCACCUGAUCGACUCGUACUAUCAGGAAAUCACUUACACGGUGGCUUUUACACAACUAUUUAUCACCGUCAGUUAGGCAAGGCUUUAAGCCAAAGCGCGUUGGGGCAACAAAAACGGGUCACAAAGGAGCAGGUAGGGGUCAGAUACGUGCUUAAGGUUAGGUUUAAUGGCAAGGUGGGGACAUUGGGGACUGAACCCAGGAUGUUAUGUCUGGGAGUAGAACACUGUAGCCACUAAAGCUAGCUAGCUAACAGCUUCAUAUGACUGGCUUUGCUGCUCGCUUGGGAAAAACAGAGGAAGGAAUUCUGCUAAAACAUAUGUAUUUUAUCGUAUUAUCAUGCAUCCAGUUUCAUAGGCUUCCAUUUUAGACACACUUACACACACAUAGACAUACCCACACUCUAGAUUGAAUUAGUGGCUUACAUACCUGUGGUGUGGUCGUAUAUGAAACAUAAUCUUAUGGAAACAUGAGGUGAUGAAGGUGGUUGAGUUUAAGGUUUAUCAAUGGAAAGGAUAAGUUCAGGUAAGCGCUUGGAGGGUAACGGUCAGGGAACAGUCUACACCGUUGCCAGAUAUCAGCCCACCAGUGUGUAUACUGAAGGAAAGUCUUGGAAGUCGCUAGUGAUCAAGAACUGAUGUUUUUUAGAGAUGUUUUUUAUGUUCUUUGUAUGUAAAUCCUCGAGAGCAGGGGUUGGUUUUUACCUUCAUGUGUGAGCUUUGUGGACCUCUGAACGCUUGGGGUUGACUAUUCCUUUUAUCCUUCCUUGUGUUGGCCUUUUAUGUCCAUAUGUAAAGGUUUAAUGAUGUUAAAAACCGUUUCCUCUUCACAUUUUAUUGUGAAAAAUUACAAUCAUGUUCAUUUUUUAUGCGUGCCUGGCAGCGCCGAGUGGCGACCCAUUUAAAGGUGCAGUGUGUAGAAUUUAGUGGCAUCUUACGGAACGGACUUUGCAUGAAUGGAGCAUAAUGAGGUUUUUUUUAAUGACUUUAUAAUCCCAUAAAAAUAAGAAAGCAUUUCCAUUACCUAAGAAUGAGCCCUUGAUAGCUACAUUCCAAUCCUUGGAAGACGUCUUCCAAUCCUUGGAACUCGUCUGGAAGGGAUAAACAUUGCUAGCGUCCCUAACUUCAUCCAUAAGGUUCUCGAUGCUGUCGUAGACGAUGACCUCAUUUUGGAAGUACAGACCAACGUAGAUUCUCCUACGUUGUUGAAAUCUGCAUCCUCCAAUUGGAUAUCACUCAUUGCUAAACACUGCACCUUUUUUAAGAUAUUUUUUAUUAAUAUCAAGAUGUAGAUUAUAUUCGAAUGUUAAGUCAACAAUUGGCCAUGGUUUGACGUCAUCUGAAAACUCUUUAGAAUAUUAGUUAUAUUAUGUUACCAAAUUUCUGUAUGUUUCUUUUAUUUGUGUUGUACUUUUCGAUUUGUACGUUCAUGUGGAUUUUAUUUUUAAAUAAAACAAGUGGUAAAAGCUGA